UGGGUGCCUAUAAAUUGCUCCAGCGCGCUUGUCAGCCUCCUCCUCUCCUGGCAGGUGGCACCCGGGCAGGAUCCCGCUCUCCCUCCGGCUCGGGCUCGGGCUCCGGCUCCGGCUCCGGCUCCGGCGCGGCGCGGCGGCGCGGGCUCUCGGCGGCGGGCACCGGGGCGGCCGCGGGGCGGCCGGGAGGCGCGUCUCCGCUGAGGACUGUCGUCUCUGCGAGAGAGAAAAAAAAAAAAAGAAAAAAAAAAAAAGAGAGAGAGAGAGCGCGAGCGGGCGAGCGGGGCGAUCGCGAGAGGAAAGGCAAGUUCCAGGGAAAGUUGACUCGGACUGGCACAGCCUGCAAAAAAAAAAAAAGUCGAUCGCCAGCGGGAGGAUAAAAGUGCGGGCGGCCGGGGCGCGGCGGCAGCUCGCUCUCCCUCGUCCUCUCCCCGCCGCCUGCCCGCCCGCCCGCCCGCCCGGCGGCUGCAGCGGCCGCCGCGGAGCGCCGCGACCCGCGGGAGCCCCCGCCGCCGGCGGCAGCGGGAGGGCGGCGAAGCCCCCGGGGAGCCGAGCUCGCGCGGGCUCGGCGGUUUUUCGGCUCUGAGGAGGUCCCCCGCCAACCAUCAAGAUUUUGUCCAAAAGCAGGCAAGAGGAUCGCCCUGCGCUGAGCCGGCUGGUGGGCAGCAGGCGGCGGCUGAUCGCGGCCGGCGCGCUGGGGGUGGUGAUGGUGCUGCUGCUGGUCAUCCUCAUCCCGGUGCUGGUCAGCUCGGCCGGCACCUCGGCGCACUACGAGAUGCUGGGCACCUGCCGCAUGGUCUGCGACCCCUACGGCGGCACCAAGGCGCCCAGCACGGCGGCCACGCCCGACCGCGGCCUCAUGCAGUCCCUGCCCACCUUCAUCCAGGGGCCCAAGGGGGAGGCCGGCCGGCCGGGCAAAGCGGGGCCCCGCGGCCCGCCGGGAGAGCCGGGGCCGCCCGGCCCGGUGGGCCCGCCCGGUGAGAAGGGCGAGCCGGGGCGGCAGGGCCUGCCGGGCCCCCCCGGGGCGCCGGGGCUGAACGCGGCGGGGGCCAUCAGCGCCGCCACCUACAGCACCGUCCCCAAGAUCGCCUUCUACGCCGGCCUCAAGCGGCAGCACGAGGGCUACGAGGUGCUCAAGUUCGACGACGUGGUCACCAACCUGGGCAACCACUACGACCCCACCACCGGCAAGUUCACCUGCUCCAUCCCCGGCAUCUACUUCUUCACCUACCAUGUGCUCAUGCGGGGCGGCGACGGCACCAGCAUGUGGGCCGACCUCUGCAAGAACAACCAGGUUCGAGCUAGUGCGAUUGCUCAGGAUGCUGAUCAGAACUACGACUAUGCCAGUAACAGUGUGGUUCUUCAUUUGGAGCCAGGAGAUGAAGUUUACAUUAAAUUAGAUGGAGGAAAAGCACAUGGAGGAAACAACAACAAAUACAGCACAUUUUCUGGAUUUAUUAUUUAUGCCGACUGAAAAUGAGUAAAAAGACCCACCAAACCAGUCCAAAAAUGAAGCUUGCUCUUCUAAGCAAUGGAUUUGCGUGGCAAAAGUCAAUGAAACAAGCACCCCAGCAAAGAGUGACCACCGAACACCUCAGUAGCGGGGAAAAAAAGUCGAAUGCUACCUGAUUCACAUCUGUACAACACAGAGAAACCUUAUGUUAAAAAAUUACAAAACACGUUAAACAGAUGUGCGAUCCACUACCGCCAAAGCAAAUACUUCCUCAUUGUUAGUGUCCAUGUGAAUGAAGUCCUACAUAGAUCAAAUUUUUAUAGAAAAAGAAACCACCUAAGGACGCUGAGUUAUUUCUUCAGUGUAUAUGAUACUUUGAUGUGUUAUGAUCUUGCUGCUUUAUCCAUACUUCAGCUUUGGUUCUUGUGACUUACUUGCUAACAAUGAUGCUUGGAGUCCACUCAUACUGUGGUGAGGAAUGAUUUUACAAUAAAAGGAAGAGGUAAUCAAAAUAUACUUUCUCUCUCCAAAGGAAUUGUUUGCCUUGUACUUUUCUUAUCCUUCCACUUAAAACUAGAAACUAAUCAGCUUCAAGCCUUAACUCAAUGUUCCUGCUUUGUAGGUUUACAUUAGACUUUUAACAUAAAAUCAAACCAGUGGAGUUGUUUAAAUUUUGUCUUCCCUUUAGCUGUAUUCUAAAAGAAAAAGGAUAGAAGAAACACUUCUUUUUCCUGAAAAAUGUAACAGUUGACAAACUCUAUUGGACCAAAUCCCUGAUUCCACCAAAGCCAAUGGCAAAACUCCCAUUGAUAUUAGUGGAAAAAGGAUUUGGCUUUUAAUUUGUAAACGUGUAAAUAUAUAUUUAGACAAUUAUUACAGGCCCAUUCUUGAUGGUUAGUUGUGUAAAUAUUUAGCAAGCCUGGCAUCCACAUCCUCAGACUAAGGUAGAGUUUUUUCUUUGCAGCAAUUAGUAUUCAUUAGUCUUUUAGCACUUAGUCUGUACUUGGGUACUAUUUUUAAUAAAAUAGUUAUGGCUUAACAUACUGCAGAUGUUCAACUAGAAUUUUGUAGGAAUAUAAUGGGUCAAAACCUUAUUUGUCUUAGGUGUCCUGUCUCGCUGAAGUUAGUGGGAUUAUUCCCACCAAGUAAGAGUGGGAGAUCUGACACGUGAGAAAAUGUUGUCACACAGACCUUUUCCAUGGUAGCUAGUUACACUUUGUAGUAAGGCGUGCCUAUGAAAUGGACACAGAUAAGCAUAUUACCAAAAAUGAUAACACAUAUGCAAAGAAAGAAGCAGAUAUUUACAUGCAAAAAAAAAGCAUGUAUUAAAACCUAUUUUUCUCAUUCAUAUAUAUAUAUAUAUAAAAAAAAAUAUAUAUAUAAAGUCUCAAAGGAGUUUAAUCCAUAUAAAGGAUUAAUGGCUUGGAGAAUUAAACUAAACACAGGUACUAUGAGUUACAUAGUUAUAAAAAUGCUUUAAAAUCAGUCAUACCCAUAAUGUCCACAGAAUAUUUUUAUUCAGAAAAUGGAUUUAUUAUUUGUUUUGGUUUUGGGAGGGGAGGCUGUCUAUUUCUCUCAGGUUAAAACUUGCAGAUUUCAUUCUAAGCCUAAAUUUUAGCAAGAUAAUUAACUAGCUCCUUAGCACAGUUGGUUACGUUAUUUAACAUUUUGGCAAAAUCAAGGUAACAUUUCUAUAAAUUGUUGAAGAGUAAUAGAGGCUACCCCUAGCAUUUCUAUUUCAUGUGCUUUGCCAAAAGCAACCUUGUCUAAUGUACUAAGGGUACAAACUCAGAUUUAUCUGCACUAAAAUGUCAAAAGUGUCUGCCACUGUGACAUAAGAGCUCUUCAGUGCUGGCUGCCCAGCAAAAGUCUGACGAAGAUUUUACGAAUCUCUCUCAAAAUCUCUUGUUUGAAUGAGUGAAGCUUUUCUUAAACAGAACACGUUACUCUUUCUGUUUCUGUUUAGAGUUGUCCAAUUCAAAAUAAAUGCCAAGUUAGUCUAGGCUGACUGAGAGGAUCGCCAGUCUAACUCAUCUAGGAUUUAUAAAGGGACAUUGUGCUGCCAGCUGCUUGUGUAUUAUCUCACCAGAAUGGUUAAUGCUUUUACUUUAUGACAAAGUGCCAACCUAUAUCCAUACAUUGUAGUGAUUACUCCUGUUUUUUUUCUACAAGGUAAUGUAUUUUAAUAACAGAUGUGUAACUGAUUUCAUGUCUGUUCAUUCCACUGUUGCUUUUAUUGGUUAGCGCACUCACAACAGCAGUGUAGCUAGAGAUUUUCUAUGUAGUAUCAAACAGUAACGUACCAAGCUAGAGAUCAUUUACAACUAGCAAUGCAUAUUUACUGAGGUAUUUAUUGGAAAAGCUCAACACUACAAGACAUAUAUGGUCAAAUUUGAAGAAGCUUUUGAAAUCGGGCUACCACUGCUACUGGAUAAGACCAUUUUUUGGAUAAAUCACCUGCCCUGGUUAGACAAGAGCAAAGAACACACUUUAUGUGAAAAACACAUAUAAGGCAAACAUUUCUUCCUUUUUCAUCAUAUCUUGAUAUACUGAUUUGUAAAGACUUAUAUCACAACCUUUGUUAUAACUAUUACAACUCAUUAAAACCGUAUUAUGUAAUUUA
Molecule: messenger RNA, 4073 nt
Organism: Aquila chrysaetos chrysaetos
Lineage: Eukaryota; Metazoa; Chordata; Aves; Accipitriformes; Accipitridae
Gene: C1QL3
Product: complement C1q like 3
Exons: 2
Coding region: 704-1471 (255 amino acids)
Molecular function (GO): protein binding
Source: RefSeq, a predicted model, not a curated record